Messenger RNA from Lytechinus variegatus (green sea urchin), 3476 nucleotides. Its product is annotated as angiopoietin-1 receptor-like. Gene Ontology annotation, molecular function: protein binding. NCBI's taxonomy places the organism in Eukaryota, Metazoa, Echinodermata, Echinoidea, Temnopleuroida, Toxopneustidae. The record is from RefSeq and is a predicted model, not a curated record. The transcript is spliced from 14 exons. Bases 372 to 2768 code for a protein of 798 amino acids.
CAGUGCUGACCCAAAAAUAUACCACGAUAGAGACAUCCUCUGGUGUACAUGUACAGUACCAGUGCUACCGCAGUAAACCGGACAGAGAUGCCUCAUUGUCAUUUGGACGAUCUGUACCUAUAACAACCAAUAGAUCACCACCAAGUGAUCAGGCACAUCAUAAAUUUCAACAUGUCAGAGUGGUCAACUUCCCUAACAGCGAUAAUUGGCCUUCAGAUGGUUUUGGUCCCUUCUACUGUGAAGCUAAAAAAGAGGAUCGAGAAAUAACAAGGAUUACUACAUUUUUCCAGAGAAGUGAUGCUAAAUUCUUACCAAGUGAUGGAUUGUUUACAAAGACAGUCAAUGUGAAUGACACAGGGGUGGUGAUCUCAAUGACUAAUCGAUACCAACCUGAUGAUAAUGGCAAUGUGAUUACAUGGAAGAAAGAUGGUGGUGUUUUUCUUACACAAUUUGAGGGACAGACCAAUAUCAGCUUCCAAAACCCGAUCCGGAUAUCAGACCAAGGGAUUUAUGAGAUCUACUACGCUGGCGAGAGAGGUCAGAACAGAGGAGGAAUAUACAGACUCAUAGUCAGAGAAUGUCCUGCUGGUAAGUGGGGUCCACCUGAAUGCCAUGGUAUAUGUGAAAACUGCUAUAAUGGUGGAGUCUGUGAUGACAAGUCUGGUGUGUGUAUCUGUCCUAACAACUUCAUGGGAGAUAGUUGUUUAGAAAUUUGCAGGAAUAAAGGAGGGAAUAAGUUUGGAUUAACCUGUGAAUUUUUUUGCUCAAGUCGUAACUUGCCCACUAGCUGCCGUUAUAAUCUGUUUUGCCUACCUGAUCCUUAUGGAUGUUCGUGUGAUGUUGGUUCUCAAGGUCUUGCAUGUGAUAGUGGUUGUGAUGUUGGCACAUACGGUCCAGGGUGCUCACAAACAUGUCACUGUGCUAAUGUAUCAUCAUGUAACUCUUUUAGUGGAAUAUGUACUACAGGUGGAUGUCAGUCUGGCUGGUCAGGGGACAACUGUCAAAUUCCUGAUACCUGUGAAGCUGGUUACUAUGGAUCUCAAUGUACUGAUAAGUGUCAUUGCAUGGAUAAUGUAUCAUGUGAUAAAGCAACAGGAGCAUGUCCUCAGAAGUGUGCCAUAGGAUACAGCGUACGUGAUGGUCAGGAAAAUUGUCUAGAAUGUGAAGGAGGGACCUUUGGUCUGGAUUGUCUUCAGCAAUGCCACUGUGCUCAAGAAGCCUGUGAGAUACAGAGAGGAUUGUGCAAUGGACAGUGUCUUGAUGGCUGGAUUGAACCAAACUGUCAAAGAAUAUCACGCUAUGACGUAGUAAGAGUGAAUCCAUACCAACCAUCAAUCAUCACAUGUUAUGCUGAGGGGAUCCCACUUCCUGAUGCCUCAUCAGUUGAUCUUCGUCGGCGUACUGAUACCAACACUUAUAAUACCACAGGAAUCACCAAGCGAUCAAGCUCAGUAUUAGGGUCGGAACGGGCUGUUCUCUUCGAUAUUGAAAAUGUUUAUCCACCGGAAGAUGGAUACUAUGUUUGUGGUCUCAUUGUCGAAAACCAGUUCCACUCAACAACCAUCACGAAAGCAACUUAUGUUCUUCCUGUCAUAAGUACGGCACCAUCCAUUGUCAGCACCACUUCAACUACAGUAACUCUACAAUGGAAUGCCUGGUCUGCAGGAGAAGACAUAGGAGAUCCUCCCCUUGUAGGAUAUGAUGUAUUUGUAAGGAAAGGUGGCAACUGGGAAUUAGAUCAGAGAGUAGAUGAACAUCUCACUUCAGCUACUGUUAGUGACCUGACUCCUGACACAGACUACAGGUUCCGUGUUGCAGCCGUGAGGGAAGGAGAAGGUGGAACAGGACCUACGUCUCCAAGGAUUGAUGCAAACACUCUUUGUCUAGAACCAAGGUCUCCCCCGACUAGAAUACAGGUGACAUCCAACAAUCCUAAAGAACUAGAAGUGACAUGGGAGUUCCUCUCAUUGGAAUCAGCAAACUGCAGGAGUGGUGUGACUCGAUACAAGAUCUACUAUGCUCUCUCUGGUUCAUCGUCCACAAACUCUCGCAUAGUUUCUAAUGAUACCAACUCCUAUACGAUAACAGGGUUAGAGACCUAUCUGGACUACACAAUUCAAAUAAGUGCUUCAAAUAAAGAUGAGGAAAGUGAUAAGAGCAGUGAGAUAAUCGGCAGGACACUUGAAGAAGUUGCACCAGCUCCUAUCAACAUGGCCAUACCAAGAAGUACUAAAAGUUCUUUCACCGUGUCGUGGUCCACUCCUCUCCCAUCGAACGUAAAUGGUCGUGUUCAGAUGUACACCAUUCGCUUCAAGCGAAGCGAUGAAGGAGAUGAUGGCGAUUAUAUUAUGGAAAAUGCGUUGACAGAUGCAUUUGAAGCAGAACAUACUGUGACGAAUCUUCUAUAUGGUGUUAACUAUACAGUUCAGGUCCAAACUGUCAAUGGAGCUGGUUCUAGUAAGUGGUCGUACCCAGUCAGAGCUAAGACCAUCCUUACUGGUCAUCACUGUAACGGGGCGCAAGUAGGCACUAUAAUUGCAGGUGUUUCAGUACCUCUUAUCAUCAUCAUCAUCUUCCUCAUAAUUCUCAAUGUUGUUACCUACAGGAGGGCCAGACUAAGACAUCCAGUCACCGCAUCGUCAAAAAAAACUGCACGUGAGCCAUCCCCAAGGUAUGAGAACCCUGCAUUUGAUGCAUCCAUGCGCACCUGCAAAAAUGUGGAUAAAGACACCUACCAAGAUCCCGAUAUCGACACCAGGGACUACUAGAACCUCAGUGACCCCAACACAUAUCUAGGGCUUAAGAAAACCAGCAUCGAUACCUCGCUUCAGAGUGUCGGCCAACCAGAGCCGGAAACCACGUAUGAAUGCAUUUAGAAUCGAUUCCAAUGCACAAUUCGACUACCGAAUUACAGAAUGAAGCAAGUGCCAGAAGUGACGUGUGUGUGUGUUGUUGUUAUUGGGAGGAUGCGUCUGUUCGUGUCUGUGGAAGAAAGGAAUAACAGUUUCCGUAAUUAAUAAAUGGGUGAGUAUGGGUAUGGAAAAUAAGGGUGUGUGUGUGAGUAUGAUAUGAACAAUGAAUGUAAGAUUGUGGGUGAGAAUGGGGAACAGAAUUAAUAUGAGGGUGUGGGUAGGGGAGGUGAGAAGAAUAAAUAUAAGGGUUGGGUGGGUAUGGGUGUGUGAAUAUAGUAUAAAGAAUCAUUAUGAGGGUGUAAAUGAUUGUGUGGGGGAGUAUAGGUGUGACUGAUGAAUAUAAGGAUGUGGAUGGGUAUCAGUGGGAAGUAUAAGAUGGGGAAGUAGGUGUGUAUGGAUGUAAAAUAAGAAAGUUAUAACGUUUAAAAGUUUCGGUCAUUUUUAUGCAAAUGAGAAAAUCGAUGGUGUCCCAAUGUUGCAAUUUUUACAGAUCUGACAAUAAGGACCAACUUGACUGAACCAUAAAAUGUUAAACAUUAGUAAUUCCACAUGUUCAGGGAGAAA